This is a messenger RNA of Myzus persicae (green peach aphid), 1580 nucleotides long. It is a transcript of the gene boca, whose product is annotated as LDLR chaperone boca. Gene Ontology annotation, molecular function: transmembrane transporter activity. Gene Ontology annotation, cellular component: membrane. The coding region runs from base 417 to 1577 and encodes 386 amino acids. NCBI's taxonomy places the organism in Eukaryota, Metazoa, Arthropoda, Insecta, Hemiptera, Aphididae. Gene Ontology annotation, biological process: transmembrane transport; protein folding. The transcript is spliced from 3 exons. The record is from RefSeq and is a predicted model, not a curated record.
GAAAACUACCUAGAUGGUUAGAUAAUAAUAGAACCUCGCCGCAUUGUACAUCUUAUCUUUUAUGUUAUCAGUGGAUGAACUUUGUCAGAGUUUAUAUUGGUAUGAACAAUAUAAUAGUCAGUUUGUAGGCUAGUGUUACUUGGGCCGAAUUCAUCAUUUGUAGUGCAUUAAGUAUAAGCGUGAAUGGUUUAUGGUUGAUGAUAAUCGAGCUAUAUUCAUGUAUAAAGACGGCUCACAAGCUUGGGACGCUAAAGAUUUCCUGAUACAACAAGAAGACUGUGUUGAUGUAACAAUUGAAAAUCAAGUGUACAAAGGUCCAGCUUCUCCAUUUGUUGAAGGAAACGUUGAAAAAGUGGAAUUAUAAUUGUUAUUUUCUAUUAGUUUAGUUUAUUUAAUUAUAUAAAAUUAUUCUAAAAAUGUCAAACUUUAUUUAUAUUUAUAUUAUUGGCUUUUUAGACAUAGCCAGUCUAGCCACAAUCAUGCCUUCAUUUAAUCGUCGUCUCUUAAAAUUUGGAGCUACUCACUUACAGAUAACCCUUCUAGAGUCUCUCUUCUCAACUUUUCAACUUAUCACAGGCCCUAUUGUUGGAACGCUGAGUGAUCAUUUUGGUCGUAAACCGUUGCUUUUGCUUUCAAUGAUCUUUAGUGUUCUUGCGUUUUUUGUCAUGGGGCACUGUGAUACUUAUCUAUCGAUUGCUGUCAUUCGAUUGAUGUUAGGUUGUUUCAAACACACCCAAAUGUUAGGAAAAUCAUUGAUUGGUGAUAAUGUACCUAAAACUCAACAAUUGAGCACCCAUGGAAAAUUAAACAGCUUCAUUUCAUUAGCAUUUAUGAUAGCGCCAAUUUAUGGGGGUUAUUUGUCUGAACACGAAAAUGGUUUUUACUACUUAGCUUGCUCAACCAGCUUACUUUGUGCCAUAAACGCCAUUAUUAUAGCAUUGAGUGUACCUACCAAAAUAAUUAAGACAACUGGUCUAAAAAAAAAUAUGUUUCACCAUUUAAAAGAGGUUGAUUGGAUAGAAUAUUGGCCAUUAUUGUUCAUGAGAAUGAUGUAUACUGCAACACUAUCAACAAUGAUGGUGACAUUUGGUUUUGUACUCAUAGAAACUUAUAAGCUCACACCAUCCCAAGUUGGUUACACAUUAUCAGUUAAUAGUUCAAUUGGCGUUGCCACUGGAUUUGCAGUUGCUAGAUUGGAGCCAUUCUUUCGAAAUUAUAGUUCAUUCAAAAAAUGUUUCUUUAGUUUUAUUUUACUGUUUGUUGGAUAUGUUUGUUUGUCAUGUGCUCCUAAUAUAACGUUUCACAUUGUGUGCAUGGUUCCUAUCAUUGCAGCUGGUACUCUGAUAGAAGUAUUUUUAAAUCAAAUUCUAUCGGAAACCUGUAUGGGUGAAAAUAGAGGUACUCUAGAAGGUGCUAUGACUAGCUCUAUCUCGGUAGCUCGAUCUAUUACUCCUGUAGUUGCUGGAUUGGCUAUGGAUAUCUAUGGUUCUAGUGGGGCAUAUGUUUUUGCAGCUCUAGCUGCUAUUUCUGCUGCUAUGUUGGCUAAAUUUUAUGAUAAAAAAACCAAACGAUCAUAAAUU